Molecule: messenger RNA, 1248 nt
Organism: Tilletiopsis washingtonensis
Lineage: Eukaryota; Fungi; Basidiomycota; Exobasidiomycetes; Entylomatales
Product: A/B/D/E cyclin
Exons: 2
Coding region: 1-1248 (415 amino acids)
Biological process (GO): regulation of cyclin-dependent protein serine/threonine kinase activity; G2/M transition of mitotic cell cycle
Cellular component (GO): cyclin-dependent protein kinase holoenzyme complex; cytoplasm; centrosome
Molecular function (GO): cyclin-dependent protein serine/threonine kinase regulator activity
Source: RefSeq, a predicted model, not a curated record
AUGAGCGACGUCGAGAGCGACUGGCGCAGCAGCGGCGAGGGCUCGAGCAACGAGCAGAGCUCCAAGACGGACCACGGCGACGCCGACUCGGACGUCGAGGGCCACGCGGCCAAGCGCGACGCCGACGUUGACAUCGUCUCGGACGACGCCGUGAGUGUUGCCGACUCCGAGGCAGCCUCGCUCUGCAGCCUCGACCCCGACUUCCUCGUGACGCUGCCGCCGGAGCUCGAGUCCGCGGCACAGCUGCGGGUGCGGGAUGUGUGUGCUCGCUACGAGGAGGCUGUCAUCCGUCCCAACGCCGCGCGUGCCGCCGCCGAGCGUGCCGAGCUCGUCAGCCGUGGCCAGCUGAGCGCCGACGUCGCCGCGCACGACGACGAGCUGGCCCUCAUGGGCCUCGACCCCGAGGAGGUGCGCGACACCAGCAUGGUGGCCGAGUACUCGCGCGAGAUCUUCGCCUACAUGGACCGCUGCGAGCGCGAGACGAUGGCCAACCCGAACUACAUGAGCUUCCAGGGCGAGAUUGAAUGGCACAUGCGCGCCACUCUCGUCGACUGGCUGCUGCAGGUGCACAUGCGCUACCACAUGCUGCCCGAGACGCUGUGGAUCGCCAUCAACAUCGUCGACCGCUUCCUGUCGGUGCGCGUCGUGUCGCUCGCCAAGCUGCAGCUCGUCGGUGUGACGGCGAUGUUCGUUGCUGCCAAGUACGAGGAGAUCCUCGCGCCGAGCGUCGACGAGUUCGUGUACAUGACGGAGAGCGGCUACAGCCGCGACGAGAUUCUCAAGGGCGAGCGCAUCAUCCUCUCCACGCUCGACUUCAACAUCUCGUCGUACUGCUCGCCCUACUCGUGGGUGCGGCGCAUCAGCAAGGCCGACGACUACGACAUCCAGACGCGCACGCUCUCCAAGUUUCUCAUGGAGGUGACGCUGCUCGACAGCCGCUUCCUGCGUGCCAAGCCGAGCCUCAUCGCUGCCGUCGGCAUGUUCCUGUCGAAGAAGAUGCUCAACGGCCAGUGGGACGAUGCCUUUGUCUACUACUCGGGCUUCACCGAGGAGCAGCUGGUGCCCGGCGCCAACCUGCUGCUCGAGAAGCUGCUCGACGACGGCUUUGCCGAGCACUUUGUUUGCCGCAAGUACGCCAACAAGAAGUUCCUCAAGGCAAGCAUCUUCGCGCGCGACUGGGCGCAGCGCAACCACUCGGCGCUCAUCGCCGCUGCCGAGGCGGCGGCCGAGCAGGGCAGCCAGCAGUAA